This is a messenger RNA of Dipodomys ordii (Ord's kangaroo rat), 936 nucleotides long. RefSeq names its product cytochrome c oxidase assembly protein COX16 homolog, mitochondrial. The transcript is spliced from 4 exons. The record is from RefSeq and is a predicted model, not a curated record. Gene Ontology annotation, cellular component: mitochondrial inner membrane. Gene Ontology annotation, biological process: mitochondrial respiratory chain complex IV assembly. NCBI's taxonomy places the organism in Eukaryota, Metazoa, Chordata, Mammalia, Rodentia, Heteromyidae. The coding region runs from base 118 to 438 and encodes 106 amino acids.
GAGGACUAUCAGGGAGGGACCCGGGACCAACUUGGUCGGGAACGGUGAGCCGGCAGCUUGUGUGUUUGAAGGGGAGCCGAGGUCCGAGGCCCUGCUGGCCGACAGUAGGGGUCAGCCAUGGUUGCAGCGUCGGUGAUGCGUACUUUGCGCAGGAACAGGACUCUGCGCUACGGAGUCCCCAUGCUGUUGCUGAUUGUUGGUGGUUCCUUUGGUCUUCGUGAGUUUUCACAAAUCCGAUAUGAUGCUGUGAAGAUAAAGAUUGAUCCUGAACUUGAAAAAAAACUGAAAAUGAAUAAAAUAUCUCUAGAGUCAGAGUAUGAGAAAAUAAAGGACUCCACUUUUGAAGACUGGAAGAAUAUUCGAGGCCCUAGACCUUGGGAAGAUCCUGAUCUCCUCCAAGGACGAAAUCUGGAAAUUCUAAAGACUAAGACAACCUGACUAUGAUCAUUAAAACAAAAAAACAACAAAACAACUUUAUGCACUGGACAGACUUCUGUUCCCUGGGAAGAAAAUUGUAACUGCAACUGCACCUGGACAUGAGUAAUUUGUUCUAGUUCCCUGGAAAGAAAAUUGCAACUCCAACUGUACCUGGACAUGAGUAAUUUUUUCUAGUUCCCUGGAAAGAAAAUUGCAACUGCAGCUGUACCUGGACAUGAAUAAUUUGAUGGCAGAUAAUUGUGAUUAAAAAGUCAAUGACAAGUCUUUGUACUUUUCAGCUGGUCCACUUGCAAAUGAAGGUAGCAGUGUUGACCAUGUGUACACUCCACAGUACAGCAGUGAGCACUGCUACCAGAGAGUCCCAGUUAGCCACUCAGCCCUUUCCCCAGCCACGAGGACAACAUUGUGCCAUUUCAUUCAAAGAGAAUAGUAGGCCUGUCCAAAUUUUUAUGGUAAAAUUGAGCAAUAUAUUUAUAUUAAACCUACAUAAGAAAAUAA